Panonychus citri (citrus red mite) is the source of this 1512-nucleotide messenger RNA. RefSeq lists its product as uncharacterized. The record is from RefSeq and is a predicted model, not a curated record. The coding region runs from base 70 to 1242 and encodes 390 amino acids. The transcript has 7 exons. Gene Ontology annotation, molecular function: protein binding. NCBI's taxonomy places the organism in Eukaryota, Metazoa, Arthropoda, Arachnida, Trombidiformes, Tetranychidae.
UUCAAUUUCAAUGAUAAGUUUAACUUAUUAAGUUCCAAAUCAAUCAUAAGUGAAUUAUAAUUUUCUAUCAUGUCAUUAAACGAUUUACCUGAUAAUUGUCUUUGGAAGAUCUUAGAAAAUGUUGAUGGAGUUAAAGAAUUGAUUCAAUUAUCUAAAGUUUGUUCGAGAUGGUCCGAUUUAAUUACGCUGAGAUUUAAUCGAGUAAAAUAUCUACAAACGAUGGAUACUGAUAGUACCGAAGAUAAAGUUGAUUAUAUUGAUGCGAAUUGUUUGUGGAUUAAUCAUGAUAAAAAUUGUAAUGAUGAUUGGAAUUUAAUCGAAUUUUUUCCAAAUUUAAAGAUUAUAGACACUGCGCUUGAUGAAGCUUUCAAUUUACCAAAAAUUGUCAAAAAUAAUCCACAAAUAAAGGGAUUGAUCGGUAUGCAUAGCUUGAGUAAAUGCGGUUACUUGGAAAAUAUCGAAAUGUGCGCUGCAGAUUUUAGGUUUGAUUUCGAUUAUAAAAAAGUUUUUCGACCUGAUCAAUUGAAACAAGUUUCCGGUAUCUUUUUUGCAAUGAAAGAUCUUCCUUCAUUCAUUGAAUAUUUUCCAAAUUUGAAGCGACUCAACUUACAACUCGAUGGAGCGGACGGGUAUUUUUACAAUGGACCGAAUUUGUCUUCGUUAAAGAUCCUUGAACUUAAUACAAUUUUUUUGGUUGACCAAUUCACUGGAUUUCAUUUUAUGGAUUUUUGUCCAUCUUUGGAAAGCGCUUCUAUCAGUUAUUGGGCAUAUGAUAAUUAUAUAGAUGAAUCGAUAAAGAAUUACAAUCUAAGAGAUUUGGUUAUCGUUAAUGGAAGGUUUUGGUACGCGGGUACCGAUGAUAUUCGUCUCGGUGUUUUUUCGUGGCCACUACUUAAAAAACUGUUGUCUAAAUUUCCUAACUUGCAUCAUUUAGCGAUCAGAAAUUUUGAUAAGCUUGAUGUAUGUAAUUUUGAUUUAGAAGAAUUGAUAAAAUUGUUACCUAAGUUGGAGAUAUUUGACUUACGGAAAUGUAAGAAAGUGACGCAAAAAUCAGCUGAUUUUCUGACCAAAUAUUGUCUCAGAAAGAAUAGAUCAAUCGCAAUAUAUUACGAUUGUGAAUACGAACCCGUCGAAUGGCCUGAUUUGGUUGAUGAUCAUGAACCAAUUUGUUAUGGAUUCGAUUUCAUGAAACAUUGUUUCUACAAAGAAUUCAGUUAUCUUCCAGAUCUCAUUGAUGAAUAAAAAGUUGAAACAAACUUUGAUGCAGCAAACUUUCAUCUCACUCAUGGUCACAAAUUUCAUUCUUGUCCCGUUCUUGGUGCUUCUUAUCAAAAUCACCGAAACACCGAAACACCGGUCAGUUUAAGCUGAUUAUCCGUCUUCUUUAACUUUCGAUUGACUUAAAUCAACCAGAAAGCCAUCCAAAUUUCAAUCAUCAGCAAUAAGAAUCAGCCAUUUCAUAACCAUGUCAACAUUUCAUUACAUUAAUUAAUAAAAUCUUUAAUUAAGAAA